UUCUCCUUUUCUCGGUCCUUUCUUCGGUCGUGCGUGCGAGUGCAUCCUUUCUUAUCAUCCAAUUUUCCACUUUCUUGUGAAAUGAAUAAUGCAGUUAUCUGAUAGUCGAUAGUGAUUUUAUGUGAAAUUAACACCAAUUAGACACCGCAAUGGAUUCGGACGAAAGCGACGGAGAAUUUGGACAAGAUUGGGAUAACCUUGAAACGAUUACCAAGUUUGAUGGUGUUCGAUCCCGAGACGAGUUGGCUUCUCUAACCAGGGCUUCAACGGAACUAGUUAGCAAUGGGCUUCGAAGCCGGCUGUCUUCUCAUGCCAGCACACCGGUUUCCCUGCUGGUGGAAAGUCUGGUUCAGCAGCUUUGUGCCUUGCUCGAAAGCGAUCCGAGCAGGUCCAAGGACCUUUAUAAAACGAUUUGCGAGAGGUUGCAUGCGGUCAAUUUGAUCGAUGAGACUUAUGCCAUGGGGGAAUUCGAAACCAUGAGGAGUCAGUAUCAGAAAGCUCUCUACCAGUUGGUGAGCAUCGCCCGGGGACAACAUUUGCCGGUUGUGGCGCUGGAAAACGUAUGGCCUCUGCAGCCGGACGCCGGGCUCGAGUGGUCUCGGUAUCAUCGGGAGUUUACCGAGCUUAGUUUCAUAGCCGGUGGAGCAUUUGGGAAAGUCUUCCAGGCUCGAAACAAUUUGGAUGGAAUCGUUUAUGCUGUUAAGAAAGUCACCAUCCGAUCAACUACAAUCAAGAAUGUCUUGGUUCAUUUGGCCGAAGUCAAAACUCUGGCCAGUUUGAAUCACAUCAAUAUUGUUCCGUAUAAAGCAGCCUGGUUGGAACCACUUUUGGCCAGGGGUGAGAAACGGGGAUCCGAUGUGCCGGAUGGAAGAACAGGUCCUGCUACAGGGUUCAGUACCUUCGAUGACGAAGACGACGACGACGAUGAGGAAGAUGAAUCUACUUCGAGUGAUGAAGAAGAAGAAUCCGUUGAUGAAAUGAUAUCUACUAGAUUUUCUUUCAGUUAUCAAGCUGCGAUGGUCGAGUCUAAAUCUCAUCGUCGUCGACGAAGAUCCACCCUGAACGAUUCCCUGAAACGUCCCGAGCCAACUGUCGAAGAAGAUGAUAACGAUGAUUUCAGUAUCCGUUUCGAGUACAGCAAUGGAGAGACCAACUCCAAUGGAAGAGAUGAGCAUAGUAGCGGCAACAAAAACCAACUGGCCGAAUUGGAAGAAGCACGUGGACGAAGUGUUAUCAGCGUCGAAGAAACACAACCGCACGUGAAGCUCAAAUGGGCCACACUCUACAUCCAGAUGACGCUCUGUCAUCUGACGCUGCGUGAAUGGCUGGACGAUCGCAAUAGGUUCGGCUGUUUCGACAAAUUCUAUCACAAUUUCGUACACAAUCCGCGCAAGGAUCGUGUCACAAGCGCAGUCCCAAAAAACUCAUUCUGCCGCUCGAGUUCCCUGGUUGAAUACGCUCCGGAAUCAGUUCCUAUCACUGCCAGAAACGAACCGAGUCCCUCGCAAGUGCACAACUCAGCGCAACACCUUGACGUCGUCACCGAUGUAAUGCAUCAACUGUUGAAUGGACUAACAUACAUUCAUUCCCGAGGAAUUGUCCAUCACGAUAUCAAACCCAGCAAUAUCUUUGUCAGUCUCAAUGAUCACGAUCAGACGAUCUCUAUCCAGCUGGGAGACUUCGGGCUGGCCUGUCCUCUCCAAAGCUCCCACACCGGAGCUGGAUUCGGAACACCCCUCUACGCCGCUCCUGAACAACUAGAAGGGCGAUGCGAUCCCAAAUCGGAUAUCUACAGUUUGGGAAUAAUCCUGCUAGAGCUCCUGAUGUCUUUCGACACCGACAUGGAACGUGCGGCUAUGAUAAGACAAGUUCGAAAAGGAGAGUUUCCCCCAGAAUUGGACCCCGAAUUCAGCGACCUACUCAAACAGCUACUUAGCGUUCGGCCAACGAAACGCCCAGACACAUUUGCCCUAACGCAAGCAGUCAACUGCAUGAAACUGAACCGGGACAAAGUGAUUUCUCACCUGAAGAAAAGUCUCUCCGAACAAGAAGAACACAUUCAAAACCUCCAGACCCGAAUCGAUGAGCAAAGUCGCCAGCAGGAGGAAUCAUUUGAGUCUUUCAACCGUUUGGAAAUUAGUCAUUCCGAAACGUUGAUCGUCAAGGAGCAGGAGCUGAUCUGCAAGACGAUGGAAAUCGAGAGCAAAAAUCAGCAACUCCGGUUCAAGGAACUGGAGCUGCAAUCCAAAGACGAGGAAAUCGAACGAUUGAAGGGUCUGCUGCGGAACUACCAGGAAAAAAUAGGGGACAGUAGUCCGGAGAUCGAUGAAUGUGCUACCAAUGGGAAGGCUUCCUUCGAUUAAUUUAAACAAUGUGUUUGUAAGGUAGAAUAGCAUUAAAUCCUUUAAUAAUUCCGCCUCGUUAUUGUCCAUUCGAAUAAAUUUUAGGUGCAGAUUCCGCAAAUCAUUAUGAAUAGCUUCCAUUCGAAGUUGUCCGAAUAAAAACUUUGU
Molecule: messenger RNA, 2510 nt
Organism: Uranotaenia lowii
Lineage: Eukaryota; Metazoa; Arthropoda; Insecta; Diptera; Culicidae
Product: eukaryotic translation initiation factor 2-alpha kinase 1-like
Exons: 3
Coding region: 150-2363 (737 amino acids)
Biological process (GO): protein phosphorylation
Molecular function (GO): ATP binding; protein kinase activity
Source: RefSeq, a predicted model, not a curated record